Molecule: messenger RNA, 1731 nt
Organism: Miscanthus lutarioriparius
Lineage: Eukaryota; Viridiplantae; Streptophyta; Magnoliopsida; Poales; Poaceae
Source: the annotation of a GenBank genome assembly
AUGGAUCCCCAACUCAAGGCCAUCCUCGACGAGAUCUACAAGUCCAAAGAGGAUUUCAAUCGCCGAUUCGACGCCCACGACGAGCAGUGGAAGGGCCGGUUCGCCGAUCUCGACCGCGCCGCCGCCGUCGACAAGCGCUUCGACGCCCUUGAGUCCACGUGCUCCGACCUCGCCUUCGACGUCGGCAAGAGGGUCGCCGAUCUGGAAGCUAUUCGCGGUGGUAAACUCCUCCCCGACAGCUCCGACCGCGUUACGGCUCUCGAGGUCGCCACCACGGAUCUCGGUACCUGGCGCCCGGAGAUCGAGGCCCUCGUGGAUGAUCUGAAGCUCGAGGUGAAGAAGCUCUCCCAGCCUCCUGACCGCAAGGUGUUCGACGCCCAGCCGCAGUGGCCCAGCGUUGCACUUCCUUCUUCCUCGACGUCCUCCCGUGCGCUCGCCGGUGCGCCCGUCGAAUCGCCUAGUGGGCACGGCACUGCAUCAUCUCACCGGGACGUUGGGUUUGGGUCAGUCAUGACCUGGACGAAUGUCCCGGGCAAUGCUGCUUGCUGGUAUGAGUCCAUCGAUAAUACACCGGCCAUCGCUACCUGGACCACAUUCUGUCAAUCUCUCCAUGAUCGCUUUGAUCAUGACCAACAUGAGGCCUUCAUUCGCCAGCUCUUCCAAAUUAAACAAACCUCUACUAUCACCGAUUAUGUUGAGCGUUUCACCAAACUCGUCGAUCAGCUUAAGGCCUAUUCUGCUACUACCGAUCCACUCUUUUAUACUAUGCGCUUCGUUGAUGGCCUCCGCCCUGAGCUCAAAGCUAUUAUUCUUGUUUCCAAACCCAAAAGCUUGGAUGCUGCUAUUUCUAUGGCAUUGGUGCAGGAGGAGGUGGCCACGGUGCCGACGUCUCGCGCGUCGUCCCCGAUCGAUUGGACAUCGUCCAACAAGUUUAUCCCCAAGACGGCGUUGCCAUUGCCACUUCCACCACGGCCUGACAAGCCGCCGGCCCCUACUGCAGCAACACCGACACAAGCUACGAUGUCUGCUGAUGCUAAGUUGGCCGCCGUCAAAACAUAUCGCCGCGCCAUGGGUCUCUAUUACAAGUGUGGCGCCAAGUGGAGCAAGGACCACAAGUGUAAUCCUCAGGUUCAGCUCCAUGUUGUCCAGGAAUUGUGGGAUCUCCUUCAAGAUGAAGACUCCAGUGAUACAGCUACUCCUGCCGAUUCUGAACCUCAGGCUUUCAUGGCUCUAUCACAAUGUGCCCUCACUGGCAGCUCUGCUCCUCGUACCGUUCAGUUCUCAGGCACAGUUCAAGGCCUUCCAGUGCAUAUCUUGCUCGAUUCCAGCAGUUCCACUUCCUUCAUCAGCGAGUCAAUGGCAACUCAGCUUAGCCGGGUGUCUGUCAAGCAGUCUCCGUGCACUGUUCGUAUUGCUGGUGGUGGUACUCUCACAAGUUCAGUUAUUCUGCUAGCGGUUCAGUGGUCUAUUGGUCAAGUUGCUUUCACCUCUGACCUUCGAGUCCUUCCACUAACUGCAUUUGAUGUGAUUAUUGGAAUGGAUUGGUUAGAAUCAUUCAGUCCUAUGCAGGUUCACUGGCAACUUAAACGGUUGGUCAUUCCUUAUAAGGGCAGCACUGUUAUUUUGCAAGGCGAGUCUGUGGAUGCUCCAAGCCAGUUGUUUUUACAAGUCUGCAGUAUGGACAGUACACCUGACACCUUCUCAUCUGCCGGUCUUCCUCCUGAAAUAUAG